AUGUCGUUCAUGGCGCAGAUCAACACACUGUUGAACUACUUGCCGGAGGUGCCUAUUCCGAAGAAAAGAGCGGGUCCAUCUGUUUCUGCUGCAGUGCUUCCUCAUCAUUCUACCUACUCUGCUGACAUGUCUACAAUUAUUCGAGUUGCUGGAUUAUCUGGAGCAGUAGCUGUAGCAAUUGGUGCUUAUGGAGCCCACGUUAUUCGCGACGAUGAGAAGGUCGACUAUAGACGAAAGAAAGCUUUUGAAGUUGGCUCUCGAUACCAUCUUAUUCACACUCUGGCACUACUCGCCUCCCCAAGAGCCAAGUACCCUUGGCUCACCAGUGCAGUUUUCUUGAGCGGAAUUGUCAUGUUCUGCGGACCUUGUUACCACUACAGCAUCACCGCACAGGAGAACACUCGAAGAUUCACUCCGAUAGGUGGUGUCCUAUUUAUAAUUGGUUGGCUCACUUUCAUUCUCUAG
Molecule: messenger RNA, 465 nt
Organism: Necator americanus (New World hookworm)
Lineage: Eukaryota; Metazoa; Nematoda; Chromadorea; Rhabditida; Ancylostomatidae
Exons: 3
Coding region: 1-465 (154 amino acids)
Cellular component (GO): membrane
Source: RefSeq, a predicted model, not a curated record